Messenger RNA from Plasmodium gallinaceum, 3285 nucleotides. Its product is annotated as phosphatidylinositol-4-phosphate 5-kinase, putative. The transcript has a single exon. The record is from RefSeq and is a predicted model, not a curated record. NCBI's taxonomy places the organism in Eukaryota, Apicomplexa, Aconoidasida, Haemosporida, Plasmodiidae. Bases 1 to 3285 code for a protein of 1094 amino acids.
AUGGGAAAUAAAUGUAGCUGUGGGGAAGUAAGUAAUGACAAAUUAAAAAUAUUAAAUAGUAGAGAUGAUAUAACACUAAAUGAUUUUAACUUGGAUUUAAAAGAAUUUGAAACACAUUUAUAUGAAAAUGAUGAAGAAAAUUACUUUUAUCGCUUUGAAAAUAAAAAAUUGAAUAAAAACAUAUAUACAAAAAAUGAAGAAGGAGAAAAAGUAAAUGAAGAUGAAGAAAAAAAUUGUAUUAUAAAUGUUAGAAGAAUAUUAAUGUAUAUUAAAGAACAUGAGAAAGAUUUUUUGAUGUUUUUUAAAGAAAUAAAUGCAACAAGUUUGAUUUUUUUAAAAUAUUUAAUUAUGAAUUAUACUGCACAUAUAAUAUAUAUUGAUACAGAUGUUAUAUAUAUAGGUGAAGUUAACGAAAAAAAUGAGAAAAACGGAGUGGGUACAAUAAUAACACCAGAUCAAUGCAUAUAUAUAGGAGAAUUUGAAAAAGAUAAAAUAACAGGUUUUGGGUUAUAUAUUCAUUUUUCAAGAAGCAAAUAUAUUGGUUAUUGGAAGAAUGGAAAGGCAAAUAAUUAUGGAGUUUUUAUACAUCCUGAUGGUACAUUUUAUAAGGGAUUAUGGUUAAAUGAUAAACAAAGUAAAAAAGGAAUUGAAUAUGUAAAUAAUAAUUAUGUAUUUUUAGGAAAUUAUGAAGAAGGAGAGAAGAAUGGUUUUGGUGCUUUUAUAUGGAAUAAUGAAUCUAUGUAUAUUGGUAAUAUAAAAAAUAAUUCUUUUUUUAAAAGAGGUAUUUAUUUUUUUAAUAGAAGUAAAAUUUACAUUGGGAAAUGGAGGUAUAACUGCAUUCAAGGAGAAUGUGAAAUAUUUUGGUUAGACAAACGACAAUUUUUUGGUUUUCAUAAUAAUAAUUUAAAAGAAGGAUUAGGUAUUUACAAAUGGAAUGAUGGUCGAAUUUACUUCGGAAAUUGGUCAAAUAAUAAACAGCAUGGUUAUGGCAUAUUUAUUUUGAUUAAACAUUUAAAAGAUUAUGAGAAAUAUAUAAACAACUCAUUUAUGCUUUUUUUUAAAAAUACGCAAAAAAUUAAAAAAGAAUUUUUAUUAAAUCUUUUAAAAGAGUCUUUUUUUGACAAAGGAAGAAGUAAAAAAAUACUUGAGGACGUUAUAAAGAAGUGUAAUAGUUAUGAUUUUUAUAAUUUCCUAGUUAUCCUGUUAAAUAUAAGUUACUAUGAGGUUUGUUCUAAAUAUUUUGAUUUAAUGAAAAAAAAAAGAUUGAAUAACUUUAAAUUUAAUUACAAUUUUUAUGAGAAAAUAAAGUUUCAUCUAUGCUCCGCUACUAAUGAAUAUAUAAAUAAGCAGGAUCUUAAUGAAAAUAUGAAAUGUAGUAAAAAAUAUUCUUCUAAUAAGAGAGAUUUAUCAUCACACAUUAAUAGUAAGAAAUUAUUUGUGAAUAAUAACAACAUUAAAGACAAAAAUAAUUAUAACAAAAUUAUAAAUAGGGUAGAAAAAAAUGUAGAAAAAAAAAUAAGUAAACAAAUUCGAGAGGAAAACAACAAAUAUAUUUCAAUAGAUAGUAAUAAUGAUCUUAUUAAAAAUAAAAAUUAUAAAAGAUAUUCAUUAAAUAGUAAUAAUAAUAAUAAUGAUAUAAAUAAGUUUGAUUUUUCAUCUAGUAACAGUAAUGAAGAGGUAAGCUUAGAAAAUAAUAAAGAAAAAUAUUUUAAAGAUAUUGAACUUUUAUUAUCAUGUUUGAAUUCAAUUAAUUUAAGUGAUAUGAAUGAAAAGGAUAUAAGUUUAUUCAAUCCUCUAUUUAUAUAUGCUUCAAAUAAUAUUAUUCUUAAAUAUGGAAAAUGGAAAAAUGGAAAAUUAAAAAAAUGGAUAUAUUCAAGUGGGGAUUCUAAACAUAGAACUAGAAGUAUAAGUAAUAAAAUAAAUAACGAUCCUAAUUUUUCAAUAGAAAAAAAAAAUACAACAGAAUUAUUUUAUAAUAAUAAUUAUAAUGUAAUUAAUAAAUUUUUAAAUAAUUUAUCAUCUUCUGCUAUUAGUAAUAUAUAUAAAGAAAAAAAAAAAAGAAAAAAAAAAAAAUAUAGUUUAGAAGAACCUAAUAAUAAAGAAGAAGAUUAUGAUGGAGAUAUUGAGCAGGAUGAACAAGGAGAGCGAAAAAAAAAAGAAGAAAGUGGAAACAAAAAAGAUGAAAAUGAAGAGGAAGAAGAGGAAGAAGGAGAGGAAGAGGAAGAGGAAGAAGGAGAGGAAGAGGAAGAGGAAGAAGGAGAGGAAGAGGAAGAGGAAGAGAAAGAGGAAGUUGAAGAAGAUGAAGAUAAAGAAAAAGUUGAAGAUGAUGAAGAUAAAGAAAAUACAUAUGAAAAUAAAGAUAAAAAAGAUGAUUUUAAAAGGGAAAAAGAGUUACAGAAAAAUCAUUUAUCUUAUAUUUCUAUAGGUAAUAAAGAUAACGAUAUACUGCUUCACGAAAAGGCUUUAAUUCAACAUAAUAGGAAUAUUUUAUCUGAUAAAAGUGAUAUUAAAAAAAAAAAGAAAAAAGAAAUUAAAAAAUUAAAUAACAGCAAUUCAAAUAAUACUAAUUACACUAUUUCAACAAAAAACAACUCUACAAGUUCUUUUUCAAGCAAAAAUAUAAGUAGCAUAAAUUUAUCAUUUACAGAAAACAAUAAUGAAAAAAUUAAAUCUAAUGAAGAUAAGACUCAUAGUAACAUGAGAGAUGAUAACAUUAACAAUAAAAAUGAUUCAUUUAAUAAUAAUAUCAUUUCAAAAAAUCAAAAAUUUCUAGUUAAAAAAAAUUAUAUAAAUACUUUUAAUGAUGAAGAUGAAAUGUGCAAUAAUAAGGAAAAUAAUUACAUUGUUAAAAGUAUGUAUAGCAUAAAAAAUAAGAUCACCAUAGAGAGUAAAAAUUUAGAUGAAGAAAAAAAAAAUGGAAAUAUUUUUACUAAAAAAGGAAUUAAAUUAUUGAAAGAUACAGAACUUAAAGAAACUAAUUCAAGUGAAUAUAAUAAAACAAUAAAUGAAAAAUUUCCAAAAAAAAAUAAAAAAAAAAAAAAAGAUAAUAAUGUGAUUCCAAUUAAAUCACAAAAUUAUGAUUUACCAAAAAAAGGAUUUUCAUUAAUAUGGAAUCUCAAAAAGUUAAAAAAUGCACCUUUUUCAACUAAUGAAAAUAUAACAUUUGAAUCAGAUAAGAAUCAUAAAGUUAAACAAAAUAACCAUUUAUCAGAAUCACAACAAAAGAAAAAAUCAUUUUUCAGAAAAUUUUUAAAGGUAAACAAACACAAAAAAAAAAAAGAAUAA